This is a messenger RNA of Morus notabilis, 1748 nucleotides long. RefSeq names its product magnesium transporter MRS2-3. The record is from RefSeq and is a predicted model, not a curated record. Lineage: Eukaryota; Viridiplantae; Streptophyta; Magnoliopsida; Rosales; Moraceae. Gene Ontology annotation, cellular component: membrane. Gene Ontology annotation, biological process: magnesium ion transport; transmembrane transport. The coding region runs from base 77 to 1564 and encodes 495 amino acids. Gene Ontology annotation, molecular function: magnesium ion transmembrane transporter activity. The transcript is spliced from 6 exons.
GGCACAUGAAACCGAAGGGAAUAUAUACUAUACCGAUUACCGGACACUUCCAAGCUUUACACCGUCAACCAUUCCCAUGAGAGCUAAUCCUCCUCCUCACCCUCCCAAGCCGGGCCCUACACCGCCCGACGAAGAUCCGGAGCUGGCCCGGCCCACAUCUGGCGUGUUGGGUCUAUCCGUGGGCGGCGGGUUACGGAAGAAGGGGACGGGGGUGCGGCCAUGGCUGCUAGUAGACUCGACGGGGCAGGCCCAGGUGGUGGAGGCCGGAAAACACGCAAUCAUGCGGCGGACGGGGCUGCCGGCGCGUGAUCUCCGGAUUCUCGACCCGCUUCUGUCGUACCCGUCGACAGUGCUGGGGCGUGAGAGGGCGAUCGUCAUAAACCUUGAGCACAUCAAGGCCAUAAUCACCGCCCAAGAGGUCCUCCUCCUCAACUCCAGAGACCCCUCCGUCACCCCCUUCGUCGACGAGCUUCAGCGCCGCCUCACGCGCCACCAUCAAGCCACCAAAGCCCGGGAGGGCAAUGGUGAUGAUUCAAACUGGAAAGAUCUGUAUGACAUGGAAGAACCACAAUCAAGUGGAUAUAGCCCUCAAAAUUCUGGUGGAGGGUUUCCGGUUCCGCAGUUUCAGGACCGGGAUGUGGAAGGCAAGGGGGAAGGGAAAGAAGGUCUUCAAAAUCAAGAUGGACUCAAGAUUUUGCCAUUCGAGUUUGUGGCGCUGGAGGCAUGCCUUGAGGCAGCCUGUAGUGUCUUAGAAAAUGAAGCAAGGACGCUGGAGCUAGAAGCUCAUCCUGCCUUAGAUAAGCUGACUUCAAAAAUUAGUACUCUCAAUUUGGAACGCGUUCGUCAAAUUAAGAGCCGCUUGGUUGCAAUAACUGGACGUGUGCAAAAGGUGAGGGACGAACUUGAGCAUUUGCUAGAUGAUGAUGAGGAUAUGGCGGAGAUGUAUCUGACUGACAAGUUGGUCCAGCAACAGCUUGAGAAUUCCUCUACCUCUUCUAUGAAUGAGAGAGAUGAAAUGGAUGAUGAAGUUCUUCGAUCAGACAUGGAUGAAAGGGUCCCGACUGAAAUCACAACCUAUGAAGGUGAUCUUCAAAACUCUGAUAACCCCCAGAAUCACUUGUUUGGAGCACCUAAUGUUCUUAGUAGGGACAGCCACGGGACCCAUACUAGUACAACUCAUAGUGCCAUAAGCAAAAACCUUGAUGUGGAGGAGCUUGAAAUGCUUUUAGAGGCUUACUUUGUGCAAAUUGAUGGUACACUAAACAAACUAUCCACGUUGAGAGAGUACGUAGAUGACACGGAGGAUUAUAUCAACAUAAUGCUGGAUGACAAGCAGAACCAUCUCCUGCAAAUGGGGGUCAUGUUGACAACAGCAACUCUUGUGGUGAGUGCCUUUGUCGUCGUGGCUGGUAUCUUCGGCAUGAACAUCCACAUUGAGCUCUUCGACGAAACGAAAGCUGGUAUGCCAGAAUUCUUGUGGACUAUUGGUGGCGGUACCACUGGGUGCAUUUUCUUAUACGUCCUUGCUAUUGCCUGGUGUAAGCACAAACGCUUACUGGAGUAAUGAAAGGACUGACCAACUUUGUACAACCAUGAGACGCAAUUCAAUUGAAGUGUGUGAAUUGUGAUAUAUUUGUCCUGCAUGCUUUGUGUGGACACAAAAAAAAUCUUCCUGUAUGUGACUUGUGGCUAUUACCAUCUCGCAAAUUUCGUAAUUUGAAUAUACUAAUCGUGCUAUUUUCUUUUUC